Molecule: messenger RNA, 1254 nt
Organism: Paramecium primaurelia
Lineage: Eukaryota; Ciliophora; Oligohymenophorea; Peniculida; Parameciidae
Source: the annotation of a GenBank genome assembly
AUGCUUUUGGAGUCAAAUUAAGCUGAUUCCGAUGUAGAUAUCCAAGAGAUUUGGAAAACCAAUCUUUGUUGGACUUCAAAAUUGAAUCCUAAAUUAGAAUAAUUUAAUUAAUUUGAUGCAUAUAAUUAAUGUCAGCAACUGUUGUUGAGUUUAGAAUUAGGUUCUUAUAAAACUAUACAAAACGAUUAAUAAUAAUAAAUCAAUAUAAACAAUAUGAAUUAAGAAAUGUAAUCAGUAAAUACUAAAACGAAUAUUCCCCCAUCAUCAACAAAUUAAUCUAGUAAUCAAUUGAAUGUCAAACCUUUCAAUUAUUUACUAAUCUAAGAAUGUUAAAUUUCAUAAAGUAAUUGGUGUUUAGCUAUAGCUAUUGAUAAAGAUUGUUCAACAUUGGUGGCUGGAUGUAGUUCACUAAUUAAAGUAUUUGAAUUCAAAUAAGGAAUGAUCAAAUUAAUUUAAACAUUAAAUUAACAUAAGGAUUUGGUAACUACUCUAAACUUCAUGCAGAAAUCUAAAUAGUUUAUAUCUGGAAGUUUUGAUAAAUCUAUAAUAAUAUGGAAAUAGAAUUAAAAUAAUUUAUGGAGCUAUUAAUAAAUAUUAAAUGGACAUAAUGGUUUUAUCUAAUGUUUAAUAAUAAAUACUAAUGAAGAUCUAAUUAUAUCAGGGAGUGAUGAUUGUACUCUUAAAUUUUGGAUAAAUAAGAAUGAAUGGUUGUGUUAAUAAACAAUAAAUGAUCAUUCUAAAUAUAUAUAUGGAUUAAGUUUGAAUUAAUAAUAAAAUAGAGUUGUAUCAUGUGGAUAUGAUUAAUAUAUAUUAAUAAUAGAAUAAUAAGAAUAUAAUAAAGAAUGGAAAGUAAUAUAAAAGAUAACAAUUGAUAAUUAUGGAUAUCGAGUAUGCUUUAUUGAUAAUAAUAUGUUCACAUUCACACCAAAUAAUAAAGAAUAGAUAUCUGUUUAUGAGAUGAAUAAUCACAAUAAAUAAUUUACAAAAACUAGAGAUAUUCCGAUAAAAAGUGGAUUAGACAACAAUGCAAGAUUCCCUUAGCAAUAUAUAAAUUCAAAAAGUAUUCUUAUAAGUAAGAAUGGAGAAUAUGUUAAUUUGAUUAGGAAAUAAUAAAAUGGAGAGUUUCGAACUGAAUAGUCUAUUCAUUUUGGAAUUAAUUGUUUAUAUGGAGUAAUGAGUGAUGAUGGAGAGUAUUUGAUCACUUGGGAUGAUAAAUCAAAGGAGAUAUAAAUAAGAAAGUUUAGAUAAUUAUGA